Molecule: messenger RNA, 1230 nt
Organism: Rhododendron vialii
Lineage: Eukaryota; Viridiplantae; Streptophyta; Magnoliopsida; Ericales; Ericaceae
Exons: 5
Coding region: 1-1230 (409 amino acids)
Source: RefSeq, a predicted model, not a curated record
AUGAAGAAAUGUAAUGGUUGUGGGUUAACGGAGCAGUCGCAUGACAAAAGGAAUUGUCCAAAGCUUAUAAACAUGUCUUCACAAGAUGUUAGGUUGAGUGAUGACGAUGACGAGGACGACGUUAACGAUGAGUAUGAACGACUGAAUGAUAUUGUGGGAAAUGCAUCUUAUGUAGCUCCUGAGGUUCUACAUAGUUUUCUUUCUGAAUCAUCUCAAAUCCCUCCUUAUCAAUCUUCUAGUAGUGAUUUACAACCUCCAACAUCACAAAAGAAGAACAAGGCUCAAGUCCAAACUGCAAGGAAACAAAAUUGGAGCAAGGAGGAAGAUGAAACUCUUUGCAAGGCAUGGUUGCGCGUCUCCGAAGAUGCGGCUAUUGGUACAGACCAAGCAAGAGCAAAGUUAUGGAACCGUGUCUGCGCCGAGUUUAAUAACAUAUUGGGUUAUGAGACGGGAAGAAUUAGCAAGGGAUUGAUGCACCGUUGGGCGAUCAUUCAGCAGCACGUUAACAAAUAUUCCAGUUGCGAACGAACAAUCGAGAGGAAUCCAACUAGCGGCUGUAAUGCUGAACAAUCGGCUGCAAAAGAUUUGUAUUACAGAACAAAUGGUCAUCAGUUUAAGUGGUAUGGGUGUUGGCUAAUUCUUAAAGAUACCUCAAAAUGGUUUCAUCAUAUGCAAGAACAAGAAGGCAGAAAGGAAAAAAUUGCACAACGGAAGAAACGUGAAGGUACUUUAGAUGUUGAUGAAAUUGUAUGUCCCUCUAAUCCUUCUACUCCGGUAACACCAUCUUCUGUUGGUGCACCGAUUAGCCUUGAUGAUAACAUAUCACCACUCAAUGAUGGACCAACUGAUUUACUAAGACCCACUGGUCGUAAAAAAGCAAAGAAUCCACGCCGAAUGAAGAAGGGCGAUCAGUCGGAGGGUGUAAACUUUAUCUUCUCAGAAUUUAGCAACAUGAGGAAGGAGCAAAAAGAACUUGUUCAACAAGAGAUUUUUAUGGCAGUUGAACGAGAACGAAUGAAAAUUCAAGCUAAAUUAGAGCAAGAGCGCAUGAAGAUUGCAGCAAAACGUGAACAAGAUCAAAUUAAUUUUGAGAGAGAGAUCAUGUUGAAAGAUCCAAGCAUGGUCACCACAGAAGAGGGGAGAGCUUGGGUAAUUGCACAACAGAAGGCUAUUUGGGCUCGUGUGAACCGAGGAGGUGGCAUUGGAGAUGGCUCAAGUGGCAAUGUUUAA